UCCGUGGACGCGGACAUGGAGAGCCCCGGAACUGACCGUCCGUCGGAGGUCGAGACUUUGCCGGAAUUUCCCGCUGAAAGUUUUUGCCUUUCAGGGCCGCCCAUCUCUUCCUCCUCCACCUUCUGCUCCAACACCGUUCCCGAGAUGGAGAAAGAAGGAAAAAGUUUGCUUGUUGAUCUUUCUCUCUCUCCCCCAUCCAUGCCCGAGACCGGAACCGCCGCGACGACCGCAGAUCCGAUCCCCACGACGCGGAAUACCCCGGACUCCGCCCGGGAGCACCUGUUCCGCGGCGUCCGGAAGCGGCCCUGGGGCAGAUACGCCGCCGAGAUCCGAGACCCGGGGAAGAAGAGUCGAAUGUGGCUCGGCACCUUCGAUACCGCCGAGGAAGCAGCCCGCGCCUACGACGCGGCCGCCCGCGAGCUCCGCGGCCCCAAGGCCAAGACCAACUUCCCCCUCCACCGGCUCACCGGCUCGCCCCAGGUCGCUUGCCAUCCUUCUCAUUCUGAUCCUGCAAUGAAGAAGGCGGUGUACUCAGCAGAUGAAGCAGCGACUGGCAGAGACGCCGCCUCGGGUAGCAGCGACUGCGACGAUGUGUACCUGAGUUUCAGAGGAGCCGACACUCGCUCUGUAUUCGUGGACUUCCUGUACCAGAGCUUGGUUGAUGCUGGAAUCCGCGUCUUCAUAGACGCCGACGAUGAACUUCGACUCGGCGAUGAAGCUGCCCGGCAUCUUCUGAGAGCAAUCGACGGCGCGAAAAUCUGCAUCCCCAUCUUCUCCAAAAACUACGCUACCAGUACGUGGUAUCUCCGGCAGCUUGCGGCAAUGGUGGAAAGCAAGGUCAAAUCGGGUGGUGGGAAAAUGAUCAUCCCCAUAUUCUACGACGUGGAACCUCGUGAUGUUAGGCUUGAAACCCCUCGGUACCGCGAUGCACUAGUGGGGCUCGAGAGGAUAUUCGGGUUCGAGCAAGUAAGGGCGUGGGAAGGUGCUCUUAAAGAGGUUGCUUCAUUACGCGGAUGGGAAACGGGAUCUAGCAGGCCGUCUCACAUUGUCAGAGAAGUCACAGGAAUCGUGAUCAAUCUGAAGAGGGAUUGGGAUAAUAUCGCAAUGAAGAAGGGGAAGGACUCAGCAGAUGCAGAAGCAAAGGGCGGAGACGUCGCCUUGGGUACCGACUAUGCCGAUGUGUAUUUGAGUUUCAGAGGAGCCGACACUCGCUCUGUGUUCGUCGACUUCCUUUGCCAUAGCUUGGCUGAUGGCGGAAUCUGCUUCUUCAAAGACAACGAAGAUCUUCCACCCGGUGGAGAUAUUGGCCAGGAGCUGCUGAGAGCAAUCGACAGAGCCAAGAUCUACAUCCCCAUCUUCUCCAGAAGCUACGCUUACAGUGCGUGGUGUCUCCGGGAGCUUGCGGCAAUGGUGAAGAACAACGAUAAGUCGGAUGGCAGGAAAACGAUCAUCCCCGUAUUCUACGAUGUGGAACCUCAGGAUGUUAAGCUUAAAACCCGUCUGUACCACGAUGCCCUAUUGGAGCACAGGGUUGGAUACGGGUCCAAGGAAGUAAGUGCGUGGGAAGAAGCUCUUGCAGAGGUUGGUUCAUUACGUGGAUGGGACACGAGAUCUAGCAGGCCGUCUCACAUUAUCAGACAAGUAGUUGAAGAUAUCGUGGUAAUGCUGAAGGAGGUUCGAGAGAAAGACGAAGCAAAAGAACCAGUGGUACUUAUUGGCAACUCAUAUAGGGAGAGCGCACAUGUCGCUAUCGAAUAUCCCGUGGGAGUUAACAGACAAGUGGAGGAAAUGAUGGAUUUACUUGAUUUAGAAGUCAGUGAUGUACGAAUAGUUGGAAUCUGGGGGAAGGGUGGGGUCGGCAAGACGACUCUUGCCAAGGUCAUUUAUGAGCAAAUUUCCUCUCAGUUCGACAGUUGUAGUUUCCUUGCAGAUAUUGGGGCAACAGCGAAACAACUUGGAGGUGUUCGGCUUUUGCAAAGCAAGUUGAUGUCUGAUAUCCUAAACCGAGAAUAUGAAGUUGAUCAAGUUGCGAAAGGAAUCGAUUUUUUUAAAGGAAUAUUACGGAAUUUGAAAGUCCUAAUUGUUCUGGAUGAUGUGGUGGCACGGUCACAUCUCCAUGAAAUUGUUGGAGAGAAGCUUGAUUGGUUUGGUUAUGGAUCUAGGAUAAUUGUCACCACCAGUAUCGUGUCUGUUAUUCCAGAGUUCAUAUCUCGAGGGUUGGCUUAUGUUUACGGUAUCAACGUGAUGAAUAAUGAUCAAGCUCUUGAGCUUUUCAGAAAGCAUGCACUGCGAAGAAAUCUUUCAGUUCCAGCUUUUGAUGAAAUUGCAAAGGGUAUAGUCAACUCUGUGAAUGGGAUCCCAUUACUUAUCGAAGUAAUUGGUUCACUUUUGUCCAGAAAAGUAGUAGAAGAAUGGACUGCACUUAAGGAGCUAAUUUUGCAAUUUGGCCUGGAUAUUGAAAAGAUUUUGAAAGUUAGUUAUGAAGAAUUGAGCAAAGAGCAAAGAGAGAUAUUUCUUGAUAUUGCAUGCCUCCCUGCUGAUGUGGAUUGUCGAAUUGCUUCAUUUAUGUGGCAUAAUCCAAAAUUUCCCCCCUUCGACGGAGUUGCUGCACUCCAUGUCAUGUCCCUGGUAAAAAUUGGAAAAAAUCAUGAACUAGGGAUGCACAGGUUGUUAAGGGAGUUUGGCCAACAAAUCAUACGAAAAGAGGAUGAUCUAGAUCCAGGAACGCGAGGCAGGUUAUGUAAUUUGGAAUUGGCCUGGAAUACAGAGAAGACGGAGGGGACAGGCCACCUCAACUUUGUUGCAGAAGAUUUUAAGGGCAUGCCAAACAUAAGGUUUCUUAUCUUGGAUUGUGCAAAAGUUGCUGGUGAUUUUGCCGAUGUUCUUCCAAAUUUAAAGUGGCUCCAGUGGCAAGGAUGCACCAGAGAUUUUGAAGCUACUAAUUUUCAUGUCGAGAAAUUAGUCGUUCUUGAUCUUUCAUGGAGCAAAGUCACUGAAGAUUGGGGAGGCUGGAGUGAAAUCAAGAUGCCACAGUUAAAAGUCUUGAAUCUUACUGGUUGUGCUGACCUAUUGAUAAGCCCUGACUUGUCCUCUUUCCCAGACUUGGAGAUAUUGAUUCUCGAACGAUGUUCUCGACUAAUCAAGUUAGACCCUUCCAUCCGUCAUCUAAAACGCUUAACUUCCUUAAAUUUGAGGUUCUGCGAUGAACUCAAUAUGUUGCCAAUUGAACUGGGUCACAUGAAAGCUCUCAAGGAGCUCCAUAUUGAUGGGACUUCGGUACAAGAAAUUCCUGUGUCAAUGGGUUACAUGGAGAAACUUGAGGUUUUUAGUGCCUCCAACUGUCUCCAACUAAGUCGCCUGCCUGAUUCAGUUCGUGGCUUGACAGCUCUUUUAGAACUCUCACUGGAAAAAGCAAAAAUUACUCGAAUCCCUGCCUCAGUUGAAAAGCUGGGGAAACUUCGGAUCCUGUCUCUGAAGGAUUGUCGUUGGAUAGGAAGACUUUCGGAUUCAAUUUGCAAUUUGGGAAACUCAUUAGAGGAGUUGGAUAUAACAGGGACAGGCAUAUCUGAAUUGCCCAAUUUAAUUACUUGCUUGGGGCGUUUAAAAGUGUUAAAAAUGGAUUCUUGCUUCAUUGGAGAAUUGCCUAGAGAAAUUGGAAAUUUGGUCAACCUUGAAGAGUUACAUGCUUCCCAUUGUAGGAGUUUGAAGGGAGCCGUUCCAACUGCUAUUAAGAGUCUAGAUCGUCUGAGGAUACUGAGAUUGGGACAUUCCAGUAUUUCUGGCAUUCCUUCGGAAAUUGGAAGUCUUUCUUGUCUUCAGACUCUUGAUUUACUUUGGUGCAACGAGAUUCAAGCGCUGCCGGAGCUUCCCUCCAGUUUAACUUGUCUACGUGUGAGUUCUGAAAGGAUGGAGGCCUUGCCAGAUCUGAAAGAUUUAGUGAAGUUGGAGGAGAUAUGUCUGGGUGAUAAAGAUCCUAAGGAACUCAUACAUCCCUCAACACGGAUGGAGCCAAAAUCCAGAUCGAAUGAUCUCUUAGUUGUGCCCAUAGUACUUCCAAAACUGAAGAUGUUAGAGUUGUCUCAUUCUCGAGUCAGUGAACUGCAACUUGGACAUGGUUCCCUUUCAUGUACACAUCUUAAGAAGCUAGUUCUAUCUGGUGUGAAUCUUGAAAAUGUGCCGGAACUUCCCUCGUCAUUGUCCGUUUUAUCUAUUCGACGAUGUUCAUCUUGGAGACAAUUGCCAGCAGUUCACCAUCUGAAAAAACUAUCAGAACUAAAUCUCAUUGAAUCUGCGGUAGAAGAGAUUAAGGGGCUUCAAGGACUAAUUGCUCUGGAAAUCUUGAAUAUAACGCGCUGUGAAAUACGUAAUCUCACUGGGCUUGGCCAAUUAACAGAUUUACGAAGUUUGAUUUUGUCGGACUGUGAUUCACUUGGUGGAUUGCCCAAUAUAUCAAACUUGAAGAUGUUGAAUGUCCUAGUUGUCCAAAGAUGCAGGAUGAUUUCUGAUAUUGAAGGCCUCAUGGAGUUAACCUCCUUGGAAGUGCUGCAUGUUAGUGAAUGCGAGGCAGAAAGCACACAGCAAGUACAGGAUGCAUUAAAGCUCGCGAUGGAGCGUUCAAUAAACAGUUGAGGUCCUGUGCUCCUGGAGUGGACAUUCAGUUAUUUACGUGGCUCUUCGGACACAAUCAAAACCAUACAGCUGUGGAGGGUGACAUCAUUGAAGUCCACUGCAAAAUUGAGUGGCAAACUGGUGCCACAGUUGCUGGAGCUGCAAUUUGAAAAUUUGACACCAAUAGUUUUUUGAGUCCUCCAUCUAUCAAAAGUGGAACCAAGUGCCAUAAACAAGCGUCCUUGCACGACCUCUCAGGUCAUCAGAUCCUCAUAUUCCUUCCUCUCUCACCAAUCCAUCCAGUCUUUCUCAUUCAACUGGCGACUUAGUCAUUUCCUGUAAAUUUGGAUUGAUCUAACUCCAAAGAUAUCUGGAUAAUCUGGAGGCACUGCAAGGAAUUUUCUUGUCUCAAAGGCAUCUCCAAUUCUUAGACGGUAUACAUAAGCACAAUUUAGGGGCACGGUUGGUAGCUCUCACAUGUGAACGAACCCCCCACACAGCUGGUUGUCUGGCAUGUCAUGCAGGAGAUGUAGAUACAAUUACUGCAUUAUACUGCAUUUAGUGCAAGACAUGCUUGGGCAAGGUAACAAUACCGAAUGAGAGAUUUAUCAUCACAAAUAGGUGUCUAUAGUACCCAAAUUUACAAUUCAUUUGACUGUAAGAAGUUCACCUCUUUUGCUCAAGCUCAGAGAGUAGUUAAGGAAAGCACCCAUUUACCGAUGUUUUACUCCUCACCUGCGGAGAAAGACUAUGAGCCUUGUAUGUUUCAUACAGACUCUUCUUCAUGGAAUUGUUUCUUAGGUUCAGAUUAAUCUGAGAGGCAACACUAUACAGAUUUUAGUCUUUAAACUAGCCCAGAGUGCAUGAGUUUAUUACAGUUGGGGAACUCGAAAUCAUCAGUUCCAUUGUCCUGGGACUCACAUUUGUAUCGAGAACAUUUCAAUUGUUUUCUUGCUGAUGUAAUGCGUAUGACACACCCCAGAUGACAUGGAUGCCCCUCUACUCAAAUGAAAGCAUCCUCACAAUAACUACCAAGAGGGACAUUUAUCUCAAAACAGAUGGCACAGAGGGCAAGCUGGUUAGAAAGGAUCCAGUAAUGAUUGUAAGUGGUUAUUGAUUUGGGCUUCUUAUUUCAUCUUGGUUUAAGAUCAUAAAUAGGUUGUUUUUAGGUAAUGUUUGUUCAGCUUGAGCUUUAUGAGUUGGUAUUGGACAUCAGUGCACAGUAUUGUUGA
Syzygium oleosum is the source of this 5840-nucleotide messenger RNA. Its product is annotated as disease resistance protein L6-like. Lineage: Eukaryota; Viridiplantae; Streptophyta; Magnoliopsida; Myrtales; Myrtaceae. The coding region runs from base 16 to 4629 and encodes 1537 amino acids. The transcript is spliced from 7 exons. The record is from RefSeq and is a predicted model, not a curated record. Gene Ontology annotation, biological process: defense response; regulation of DNA-templated transcription; signal transduction. Gene Ontology annotation, molecular function: DNA-binding transcription factor activity; ADP binding; DNA binding.